Messenger RNA from Malassezia sympodialis ATCC 42132, 1704 nucleotides. RefSeq names its product ribonuclease (gene NUC1). NCBI's taxonomy places the organism in Eukaryota, Fungi, Basidiomycota, Malasseziomycetes, Malasseziales, Malasseziaceae. The record is from RefSeq and is a predicted model, not a curated record. Gene Ontology annotation, biological process: apoptotic DNA fragmentation. Gene Ontology annotation, molecular function: RNA endonuclease activity; nucleic acid binding; single-stranded DNA endonuclease activity. Gene Ontology annotation, cellular component: nucleus; mitochondrial inner membrane.
AUGUCGCUGGCAGUGCAGGCGGGACUCUUCGCAGGAGGCGUGCUUUUGGGAGCUGGAGGAGCCGUAUGGCUGCAAGGUGGGCAUAAAAAGACGGCUACAGUGCCAGUUCAUGCCCCGGCAAAGACGGAGACGCUGAGUGCCAAUCCUCAUGCUGCGCCGACGCCUGUCAAUGAUGCACUAGCUCUCUCUGGCCACCCUGGUCCAGUCGCUGACUUUCUGCGCAACCAGGCGUAUGUGAGUGCGUAUGACCGGCGCCUGAGGCAUCCCAUAUGGACGGCGGAGCAUCUGACAGCCGAGUCGAUCCGCCGCCCCCCCGGCACAGAGGUGAACCGCGCACAGUCCAUCUUUGCGGAAGAUCCGCGCAUCCCGGCUGCCUUUCGCUCGACAAAUUCCGACUAUUUCCGUUCGGGCUACGACCGUGGGCAUAUGGUUCCUGCAGCAGAUGCAAAGACAAGUCAGGCCGCCAUGAACGAGACGUUCUACCUCUCCAACAUCGCUCCUCAGGUUGGUCCUGGUAUGAAUCGUGACUACUGGGCGUACACGGAGGACUUUGUGCGGCGUCUUACCAGUCAAUUCAAGGACCUGUAUGUGUUCACAGUGCCCUUGUACCUGCCCCGGCAGUCAACGGAUGGCAAGUGGCGAGUCUCGUACGAAGUGAUUGGCUCGCCACCGAGCGUGUCCGUGCCGACGCACUUUGCCAAGGUAGUGCUGGGUGCUGGACAGACGAGCCCGGGCGCACUGCUGGGUGGCUCCGCCAAGUUGGCACUUGGUGCCUUUAUUGUGCCCAACAGCAUGAUCCCCGAUACGGCACCGCUGCGCAGCUUUGAGGUGGAUGUGGAAGCGGUCGAACGUGCAGCAGGCCUGACGCUUUUCCCGCCGGCGAUCAAGCAGGCCGCCAAGAAGCUCUGUGACACAGUCAAGUUUAACCAAACGACACGCGCUUCUUUUUCGGGCGUGCGCCCUCGGGCGGCGCUUGGCCUGCUCGGACAAGGCCAGCACAUGGGCCAAGCCCUGCUGCUCGCUGAAAUGUUUCCGAGGCAUGGACGAAAACGCGAGGAUGCGAGUCCCAUGUGGAGGCCCCACCUGGAGCAUCUGAUGGGCGUACUUCAGACGGGACUACAGCAGGUGAUGUUUACCUUGAUCUUUGUCCUGUUCAUGGUCUACUACAAGGUGGAUGCGACGGCGCGCCGCAAGCGACGCCAGCCACGGACGAAGCGGCGAGUGGUAGAUGCAGGUCGUCUACACCCACCGCUGCUUGACAGCAACGAUUCCUCAGGAUCGGAGAGUGAUCUUGAGUCGAUCCAGACACACAUUCAUCGCACUUAUGGGGCGGCGGCAACCCGCGAGGCACAAGCCCAUGAUGCGCUCAUGACACAUGCGCACCAGCACCAGCACUACGAAAAUAUUCCGGCGGCGAUGCGCGGGAUCCUCGAGCGUCACCACCUGCCGACUGAGGACGAGAUCCACGGCAAGAUUGGGUCCGUUCAUGAGAAGCGGCUAGCCGUGCGCCUCGUGUGGGUGACACUGGCGUACCUGCUGAUCAUCUGCACCGUCAGUGCUACACUCAUCGCGGUGCACGCACACCGCCGGUACCUGCAGCACUGGGCUGGGCUGCUGGGCCUCGCUGCGGCCGGGCUCGCUGCGUGCCAGUAUGUGCCUCAGAUUUGGCACACGGCGCGUGCGGGGCUCGUGCGCAGCGCGUGA